AUCUGGCAAGGAUGAAAAUAACGUGAACAAAUUCUACCAACUACGCUGUGCUUAUCGCCUCUGGCGGCGGCGAGUUCGCUCACGUCCCGGCGACCCCUCGCCGGUGGCCACGGGCCGUGACACUCCGGCAUGCCGCGCGCCCCACGCCGGCAGUCCGACGAGGCGCGCCGUGGCGCCUACAAGCCGCGCGUCGACUUCAGCCGCUCGCGCCGCCGCCGCGAGGACGGCCUCCUCGCCCUCCGCCGCCUCAACCGCGACACGGGACUCUUCAAGCGCCGCCGCGACGAGCCCGCUCCCGCCGUCCCUGCCUCCGAUCUGACUCCUACACGCGCCGAAGCAGCCCCAUUCGCAGGAAUCACCCGUCCGGCAUUCACUCCCUCCUCACCGCCCGACGUAGCGGCUCCCCGGGAUGCUGCUGAGUCAGAGCUUGAAGGCCUGUCAGAGCUGGUCGACAAACUAUGUUCAGAUGACACCACCAGUCAGCUCGAAGCCACAAUCCAGUUCAGGAAACUUCUUUCAGAUGAACUCAACUGUGAUAAAAAUCAUCCGAGCGGAUGUCCUGCCCAGAUUUGCCGAGUUUCUUUCAAGACAUGGGCUUCCCCAGCUCCAAAUGGAGGCAGCCUGGGUUCUUACCAACAUAGCUGCAUCUGAUUAUACACUGCUGGUUGCAGAAUGCGGUGCUGUUCCAAGGUUGGUGGAACUAUUAGGAUCACUAAAUGCAAACAUCAGGCAUCAGGCUAUCUGGUGUCUUGGGAAUAUAGCUGCAGACUUACCUAGCUGCAGAGGCAUUCUCUUCGAUCAUGGUGCUCUUACACCUUUACUUUCUCAAUUUAGAGAAGGCAUGAAGAUUCCAGUUCUGAGAACUGCUAUGUGGGCACUGUCAAAUCUUUGUUUUGGAAAAUUGCCAGCCGAAGUGCAAGUGAAACCAAUACUAGAAAUUAUCAGCCAGCUUAUUCACUCUGCUGACGAGAAGAUACUGGCAGAUGCAUGCUGGACUGUUUACUACAUAUGUGGCGAUAAAGGUGAUGCUGUCCAAGAUGUAUUAGAUGCUGGGGUCUGCCCUCAACUUGUAAAUCUUUUGAUGCAUGCAUCAGCUAAUGUUCUUCUCCCUGUCAUUAUGGCACUCGCAAGAAUUUCUGCGGGAGAUGAUAAGCAAGUUGAGGUCUUAAUAGAGAAUGACAUUCUCAAUUGCUUAGGACAGUUGGUAGCACGAAAUUACCCAAAGAACAUCAAGAAACAAGCGUGUCUAAUUGUUUCUAAUAUCGCUGCUGGUAGCAAGGAUCAGAUUCAGGCUGUAAUCGAUGCAGACAUUAUAACCUCUCUCAUUGUCUUGCUAAGAACGUCAGAGCCGGAUGUUAAAAAGGAGGCUGCUUGGGCUAUAUCAACUGCUGCGUCCGGUGGUUCAAGUGAUCAAAUUCAGUAUUUGGUCAGCCGGGGAUGUUUAGAGCCCCUCUGCAGCGUCCUCACCCACAACGAUCCUGACCUUGUAUACACGUGUCUUGAAGGUCUUGAGAACAUACUCCACGCAGGUGAGGCGGGGAAGAAGGGCGAGGAAUCAGGGACGAACCCAUACGCCGAGUUUAUUCUAGAGUGCGGAGGUCUGGAGAAACUGGAGGAUCUGCAGGACGUGGACAGCGACAGGAUCUACGAGCUAGCCAUGAAGCUGCUACAGAGCUACUGGGAGGAGGAAGUAAGCGAGAGUGAUGAUCCGAACAUCCCAGGUUCGAAUGACUCGUCAGAUACUGUGGAAGCAACGUCCGAAGAUGCUGCUGCUGCUGUGCAGCCACCACCAGUACCGCCGCCGCCGUCCGCCGCAGAUGAAGCCGAGUGAUGGUAGAUGUUGUAUUGUAGAUUGUAUUUCAGGAGAGGAAAGCCUGGUUCCUUUUCUUAGUGGCACUGGCAUAUUGUAUGAUACUUACUAUGAUCAGGUCGAUGUAGAGAGGAACGUGUGAAGGUGUGGUAGCCGUUAUGUGCAGAAUUUUCGCAUCACGUUUCUGUAGGCGACAUUGGAGCAUUUUGAAUGGAGGAUUUGGGCCAAGAGAAAAAGAGGUAUGGGGGUUA
This is a messenger RNA of Zea mays, 2061 nucleotides long. Its product is annotated as importin alpha-1b subunit. Gene Ontology annotation, biological process: protein import into nucleus. Gene Ontology annotation, molecular function: nuclear import signal receptor activity; protein binding. Gene Ontology annotation, cellular component: cytoplasm. The coding region runs from base 410 to 1831 and encodes 473 amino acids. Lineage: Eukaryota; Viridiplantae; Streptophyta; Magnoliopsida; Poales; Poaceae. The record is from RefSeq and is a predicted model, not a curated record. The transcript is spliced from 10 exons.